CGGCUACAGCAAGUGCAGAGAUACAGAUGGACCACUUCAAGUAGCACUCGACCUCAUGAUCUGAGCUCAGCUUGUCACCAAGGUCACUUGUCAGGGCUAUCUAGCUUUCCAUCACAUGCAGUCGCGGCGGAGUCGUCUUGAAAAUAAUAAUUGGCUUCAACACGACAAUAAUUGCAAAGUUACUUUUUCAUUUCAUGCAGUGUCUGGGCCUUUGUUGCUUCAUAAACCCAAAAGAACAAAGCUGAGAUCGGAAUGAAUAAAAUUGUCACUGCUGAAACGCCUUAUAUUUUGUUGUAGAAUUAUUUAGGUGUGAAGGCUUCGUGAGGGAUUGAUUGAUUCAGUGACAUAUGUAACUGUUAGUAUUACGGACAGCAGGAGUGGGGUCCAAUGUCAGUGCAGGCUCCCAUUGCGGAUGGCUUUCCGCAGGUGUUCCAUCCGGACAUGAAUAUGGAGGGCUUGACGGAUACACGCAGUGGUGGCCUGUUGUCGGAUCCUGAUGAACCCAUGAUGCUCAGCAUGCCUGAAUUUGACCAUUCUGGUGGGUACCUGAGCGAUUAUAUGACACAGCAAUUACCACGCAUUGAGGUGGAUGACAAAUCAGAGCCACUGCUAAAUUUAUCUGACAGCAAACCCUUGCCUGUGGCUGGAAAGAGUACACCAAGCAAAACUGGUCUGAGAUCACGGUCCCGCGAUGUUUAUCCCGAUGCCAGCACCGAGUCGGUUGCUGGCCGUCACAUGCAGAAGUGUACAAGCUGUGGAGAGGGUAUCUGGCAGCGUGAAGCGGCACGCCGUACAUCAUCAACUGUACUGUGUCCAUCCUGCAGAGUCACGCAGGCAACGAAAAAGCGUAAGAACCGGUCAUCGUCAACUCGCCUGAGCAGUUCAUCGGCAGCAGCGUGUACAGUAUCCAGUGCCAGUACGGCCUCCACUAGUACUAGUGACAGUGUGUCUAGUGUUGCUGCAGCCACUGCUGUUGCCGAUACGUCUUGCAGUCAGACCAAUGCAGGCAGCAGAGCAUGUUCUCCGGAUGUGCUUAGCAUGUGCCUAUCGGAAUCACUCGAGUCCGCCAGCCAGGCCCCAGAGUUGGCACCUCUCCCAUUGUUGAAGGUGAAAGCAGAUGACAGCAGUGACCCGAUACACGUAAGGUCUGCGUCGUCCUGGGUGCCGCAGUCGAAUUUGCUGCAUUGUCGUCGGAAAGCUGAUGAAGAGACUCUGGCUUCUCUAGAUUGCCAGAGGUUCUACUUUGAAUCGGACCAGCUUGCCCUGAAGGGCAAUCCAGACCAUGAUGUGCUACUGCGUACUCUAGUCACCCUGAAGGCACAGCGCUGUCAGGCAGUUAAAGAUCUAGACGUGCUGCACCAAACCAGGGCCCUGGCGCUCGCUGACCCAGCUGCUUUUGUCGAGGAGCUACGCAACGACCCUACGCAGCUUGAGAUCCCGACGGCUCAACCUGUUUUAGAACUGCCACAGAUUGAUUGGACUCAUUAUGAUUCAGUGAUUGCGACUGGGAAGGGCACGAAAGCGCGACAUAAUAAGAAAUCUUCGCACGGCCAUCACGCCAGCAGUCUAGGCCAUCAUCUAGCGUCAUCCGCCAGCGCAUCGGCAGAGUCGGCCGCUGCAUGCACAGCGGUGCAAUCGAGCGGCGGAGCCAGCAUGCAAACGUUCACCAACGUGCUGCACGGUCCACAGGCGGUUGCCGGUUAUUCUGCCACCAGGCCGACCCUCCUGGACGCCCUGGAGGAUGCACAGAGCGGACAGCGUGCGGCAGCGGCUCAUCGCAGCAAUCGCAGCAGCAGCUCCACCGAUAGCAAGUCGAAGACGUUCAACCAGCCCUGGACGGCAGAGGAGCAGGCGCGACUCGAAGGUCUGCUUGAGACCUACCCGACAGAGCCCAUCGAGGCACGCCGCUGGAAGAAGAUAGCUGCCGCCCUGGGUAACCGCACACCGCGCCAGGUUGCCAGCAGGGUGCAAAAGUACUUCUUGAAGCUGAAGAAAGCGUCAUUACCCGUCCCUGGCAAAGCGCCAAGCGUACCGCUGCGAAAAGGCACUAGCAGUCGGAAAACCUCGGUGUCUUCAUCGUCUGAAGGUAGGCGACAACAGCGCAUGUACGCUGACAAGUCAACGGCUUCAAUGAGCACUAUCGACUCCUCUGCUGUGUUCCUGGAUGACGGUGGGAACAUUGAGAACGGCAUGGCUGUUCUGGACUCUACGUCAUCGUUGCUCUCACACAGUGAUCACCAGUUCAUGAACGGUGCUGACGGUGGUCGCAGCAGCGCUCUCGAUUCCGACUUUUCCGCUGAAGAAAUGGAUAUGGAGCGGACGAGCGGUUAUGCCAGCUCUACUGGUGGCAAAACGGGUAAAUCCAAGUACAUGGCAACGGCUACGGUGUCGGUGGCGGCGACCACAGUUGUCAAGGAGGAAGAGUUUAACUGUGAUCUUGAUCUUGACAUGCAGCAUGCAGGCUAUCAGUGCGACGGCUGUGGCCAGGCACCUCUCUCUGGUAUUCGCUGGCACUGUGAAGACUGCCCGGAGGAGAACUCACUAGACUUCUGCAAUGACUGCGUGGAUCGCUGUAAUGUAGACACUGCCACUCACCUCAAGGAACAUAACCUGAAACCAAUUCGUCCGAUUCCACCGACAGCCUUCUUCGGUCAAGAUUACUCGCAGUUUGGCCAGGCACCCGGAGUUCCCUGCUUAAACUUUCUAGAUGCAGGCGCAUGCCCGGCCAUCUAGCGAUACAUGACGUACCGGGACAUGGCCGUGAGUUUUCAACAUGGUACACCAGCCAGGUCCGGUGGUUGACUGUGCACAGCAUGUGUGCCAGUUCUCUCCUGUUCAUGUGUACUUGCGUCUUUGCGAUGCCCAUCUUGUUCUGGCACGCUAGCUGUACUGUCUUUCUCUCUCUCUCUCUCUCUAUCUAUCUCUCUCUAUCUAUCUAUCUCUCUCUCUCUCUCUCUCUCUCUCUCUCUCCCUCUCUCUCUCUCUCCCUCUCUCUCUCUCGUUACAUACUUGUUCAAGUAGCGGCAGGCAGACUUCAUUGCGUACAUGUAUCAUCAUUUCCCCUAUACUGUACACUAAGCUACACCGGCAAUCACAGCUGUUAUGAUGAUGGUGCUCAUGAUAAGUUUAGCUUUCAUCUUGUUGGUGAUCAAAUUUUUACUUUAUCCAUCAAGUUGAGGUGUUUUCAGUGUUGAGCAGAUAUGCAGGCCACAUACAGUAUUAAUCGGCAAGUGCCUACCGUCAGAACUGAGAAGUACAGUUGUUAUAAUAUUCGUUACAAAGCCCUACCGUUUGUUUACUUAUCAUCGCUACGUGUUUGGUUGAGGCUGUGGCAAGCUCUAUGGCGUGGCUGGUCUUCUCCUAAGUGUACUAUCAUGAUCUUGAUCAUCACAGCCACCCUGUGUCUUAUCCCUAUGUCUUAAUGCACCGCAUGUGUUUAUCCUAUGUGCUUUUUUCCGAUGUGGUCUUGUACAGUGCGGGCGCUAUUACCACGUAGAUCCUCCCCAUCUAUUUAUGUUAGUCUAGUUCUUUGGAGUGUGUGCAGUUUUCGGUCACGUGAUGAGUACGUACCGCUGGCAAUAUCCUGGCUUCUGUGCAAGUAGUA
This is a messenger RNA of Sycon ciliatum, 3604 nucleotides long. Its product is annotated as ZZ-type zinc finger-containing protein 3-like. Bases 388 to 2733 code for a protein of 781 amino acids. Gene Ontology annotation, molecular function: zinc ion binding. The transcript has a single exon. Lineage: Eukaryota; Metazoa; Porifera; Calcarea; Leucosolenida; Sycettidae. The record is from RefSeq and is a predicted model, not a curated record.